This is a messenger RNA of Ceraceosorus guamensis, 773 nucleotides long. RefSeq lists its product as hypothetical. The transcript has 2 exons. The record is from RefSeq and is a predicted model, not a curated record. The coding region runs from base 80 to 613 and encodes 177 amino acids. Lineage: Eukaryota; Fungi; Basidiomycota; Exobasidiomycetes; Ceraceosorales; Ceraceosoraceae.
CUUCGUGAGAUAGGAUCGGUGCGCUUCUACAUUUGGCCUGUGCGCUACCUGAGCAGGGACCGCCGAUGGGAAUUGGCGCAUGCGCAACUCUCCCUUGUCGAGGGAGGACCCCAUCGCCGUGGUCCACACCGGAAGCGUAAAUUACGAAUGUCGCGCCACGUCCCAAGCUGGUUCGCAGGAACGCAUCACACGCGCAGCGGCAUUGCGGCACAAGCGAUCAAAGCGUUGCAUGCCCUACGUGCCCCAAUUCGUGAUUGCCGGUCCGUGGGCGGAACCUGUCCGAGGUUCGAAUUGGAGGACCAUCCUCAGGCCUUGGGCAUCUGCUUCAUCGUCGCAGCCAGUCGCCAAUAUAGCUUGCCCGGCAGUGAACAAUCUGAUCGCGUCCGACCGAGCGACCGCGCAGCUAGCAAAGAACAGCACUCACAGACAAAGCAAUGCAGCUGGACGUCUUAAGCGCAUCCACGACCUUAUCAACGUUGACCAGCACUUACUGUUCUCUGAUUGCCAUGGAAGACUCACUCGUCAUUGCAAGCGGAAGGAAUCGGUUUCUAAUCCCACAAUUAGCGAACAGGGAUUCCGAGACGACGGAGAUCGGCGCCAUGAGACACGCUAGAUUUAGCCGCUUUUUCAAAGAACGUGUGUUAUGGUACAUACAAGUCUGAGUGCAGAGCGGUGGUCAGAGCACUGCAGUGUUCCGAUGUGGCUUGGUUCGAGCAUGCUUUGUCCGAAUAGGUGAUAACAGCACAUCAGCGGACACCGGGCAUCGAACAAUG